This is a messenger RNA of Hydra vulgaris (swiftwater hydra), 1219 nucleotides long. RefSeq lists its product as uncharacterized. The record is from RefSeq and is a predicted model, not a curated record. NCBI's taxonomy places the organism in Eukaryota, Metazoa, Cnidaria, Hydrozoa, Anthoathecata, Hydridae.
AUAUUGAAAAAUUAUUUGAAAGUGUAGUGGGUUACAACUUCAAAUAAAAAAAAGUGUAAGAUGUCUAUUUGUUUAUAUAUUUUAAAGAACUUCUAUGCAGCUACAUAACUAACAUUAAGAGCUAUGCAGCUAUAUAAGAUUAUGAAUAAAACAGGAAUGAAAUUGAAAUUGUUUUUUUAUUUGACAAUAUUACAAGGUUAUUGUUAUGGUAGCAUAUUAACUGAAGAUUUCUUAAGUGAUGAUGACCAAAAGGUUUCUUGGGACAAAAAUAGCAAUUCAUUAGACGAUAUUUUUAAAACUAUACCGUUUUUUAAAUUUCAACCAUCGGAAUACAAUGACGAAGAAAACAAUUUACUUCAAGAUCCAACUCAAAUUGAGGAAAUAAAAGAACAUAAUCAAUUAAAACCAAAAGUAUCAAUUGACGUUAUUAUGCCAUCAAAAGCACAUGCAACAAGCAAUGCCAUCUCUAAUCGUUCGAUAAGCUCUGCAACUUCACAAAGUAGUAUUUUGUCCACUGUGUUUUUUUCUACUCAGACAAGUUAUCAAAUCAAAUCAAUGACCUCAGAAAGCAGAAAAGAUACAUCCAUUAAAAACACAUACAACAGUGUAAGCAUUACAUCAGCAUAUGUUAGUAGCGUAAUUAUUCCAUCCAUAAAGAUUUUAAAUUUCUCCUUAAAUAGGAAUAAGACCAAGAUACUACAAGAAGAAAAAAAUUUUAUCUUAGAAAGUACAUCACGUCUGUUAAAGCCAACUUUAACUAUGGAGAUGACUUAUUUAGUUUCCUCGACUCCAGUAGUAAAUCAAUCUCGUUUUACCAACAUCCAUUCAGAUUUUAGCGUCAACUGGAUUUCAGAUAUGAAUAUUCGACUUCCAGAUGAAAAUGGGUAUGGAAGUAGUUUAGAGUCUAAAGAGAAAGAUAAAGAAAACAAAGAUAAAAAUUUUCGGUAUUUGUAUUCAUACAUAAUAAUUCCAAUAAUGUCUGGUGUGAUUGGUGCCUUAACCAUUACUUUUGUUAUUCUGUUGUAUAACUGCAUCAAAAAAAGGAAGUUAAAGAAAGUGCGUUACUAUGGUGCAGAGAAUGUUUCUGACUUUUAUCGAUUGGAUCAAAUAAAUCUUCUUUCAACUUCAAGUUCAGACGAAGACUGAUUUUGUUCAAACUUUAAAUAUUUUUGAUUAUUGUAUAUUAUAUUGUAUCAUAACAAGGAAUUUCAAAUUCUUA